AUGUCGCUACGGAUUGCUGUAGCUCAUACGGGCCAGCGCCUCGACGCUGAUCCCGUUGCCUUCACUUCUGUUGAUGCACUCAAGUACUGGAUCUCGAGAGCGACGGAGAUAGCGCCCGAGCAGCAAGUCUUACUCACAACACAAGGCAAACAUGUCAAGCUGCAAGCGCUCUUGACUGAGAAAGAGAUAUUCGUCUUCAGUCGCGAACUCUCAAAUAAUCCGCAGGCUGCCAUAUCAUCCACACCACUACCAGACGCCUUCCAACCCGACGAUGCGCCAAAUCACCUUGCGAAGAACACCGAUCUCGGGGCAUGGCAGGCCCUCUUCCAAGCCCGCCGCGACUGGGCAUUUGGCCUUCUCGAAAAGUCACACUCCAUGUCCCAGAUCGCCUCGAAGCACUUUGCCGAACAAGCUACCAUUGAGAGAGCUACUCAAGUUGCCGUCGGAAACCAUGAUGCGCAUAUCAAGGGUUUGGAGCAGAAGUACCAGGCAGCCAGGGAGUGGUACGAUGGAGUCGAGAAGGAAGCUGGGGACAAUAUACGGAGACUGGAUGCCGACUUCGAACAGCUGGGGACGGUACCCGCCAUCCUGAACUUUACGCGCUUUCUGGCCAAGGAGAUGCGAUCCCCACAGAGUGUACCCAGCAAUACUCUUGUUCGCAAGACCCUCCAGGAAUUUCUCGAUGUCGAGGCUGUCAAGAAGGCCACAUCGACGAGUAAGCGCGUUCGAGAGUCGUUUGGGAAGCACAUGGACAGAAUGCGCAUGCAGUUGGAAAAAAUCGAGGUAGAUUACAACGAACUCCUGGGCGCUGUCGGCCAAAGCCAGAGCCGAUCCAUCGCCGACGAUUCUGAAGAACCUACGCGACUAUACAACGAAAUCGAUGCGGUUGUGAAGAAGGUCGAAUCUGACUUCGAACAUGUCAUGGGACUAGAAGCAAGCUCCAAAUCGGUAGCCCAGGUAUCGAAAAUGGCUUUGCUCCAUACGCGAAACUUUCUGCCGGCCAUACAAGAAUACAGCGUGGAGAUGAGCGAUCUCGUACGACGGGCUGUCGAGCAAAAGAAUACUGCCAUCAGGAACUCGGUCGAGAGUAUGCAGGGCAUCGCGAAUAUCGAGUCGGUCAUUGCGAGCAUAGGUGCGCAACUCGAGCAGAUUAGUAUACCACAAGAUGGAGUCGCUGCUUUUGAGCUCAUAUCUCUCGUCGGUCGUCUGCCCUACGUAUACGGUACACUACUAGUCGAAGCCGUCCGAAGACGCGAGUGGACAGAAAGGAUGGAAAAAGAUACAUCCUCGCUCGCUGAAGAGAUGGCAACUUUUCAGGAAGAAGAAGAGCGUCGGCGUAAGAAGUGGCUGAAGCCAAUAUCAGAUGUUGUCAACUUGGACGCCUUGCAAGGUGGCUCGCUGGGAUUUGAAUUGAAUAUACAACCUGAGAAGACCGUCUGGCCAAUGGUCACCCGAGAAGAGCUUUUAGAUUACCUCAAGGACUUGCAGAGACUGGACGGACAAGAAUCUGAAGCCGAAGCAUUUGCCCAAGCUAUCAAGGAUCUUGAUCGUCCUACCAAGCAGCAAAUCAAGCGCGCAAAGAACUUCAAAAUGGGAAGUGUCCAUGAGCCGGCUUUCGGCAGAGGCUCACAACUCAUGAUGCGAGGCGAUGAUGAGCUACGUGUGCUGAAAGAAGGUAACGCGAAGCUCGAGGAUGAGCUGAAAGGCUAUAGGAGCCGGGUUCGUCGGCUGGAGGAUCUAGUACAUCGUCAGAGUACCGUCAGCAGACUUUCAAUAGGUGGUGCUCCACCGUCAUUCGGCAUACCUGAUCCAGGCGACCCCUCGACGCCAACAGCCGAAGUCGCUUCACCUAGACCUCAGGAAGAGCUCUCCCGACGCUCUUCAAUUUCUUCUAGACGGUACUCGGCGAAUGCAGGGCAAGAAGACAAGCGCCGUAUUCUUCGCCUUGAACAACAGCUCGCGGCGGAGAAGGAGGCUCGGGCGAAACUCGAGAAUGAUGCACAAGCUCGGAGAGACGACGAUGCAGAUCAACAACGCCGUUUUGAGGAGGCCAUGUCUACUAAGAACAACAUCAUGGAAAAUAUGAGGGCGCAACAAAAAGAGUUUGCCGACGAGCGCAAGUCGCUUGAGGACGAGAUUCGAGCGUACAAAGCCAAGAUUGAAGAAGCCGAAGAUGAACUGGAUCGCGUCUUAGGUAGUCGGGACAACGAGCGAACAGGUGUGGAUGCCAGGGUACAAGAGCUGGUUUCUCAACUUGAGAAGGCGCGCAAAGAUGCUGCCGAGCAGAGCAAACAAGCCGAAGAGCGCAUUGAAGCCCUGCAAGCUGAGCUCAGUGAACGUAACGCCGUAAAGGCGCAGGAACUGGACUCGCUGACCGCAGUCUUCAACCAUCUUUCCCCUGAUGCGAGUAUACCCGAUGAUCAUUCUACGCUCAUUGCGCAACUUGAAGACCUAGCGAUUCGAUCACUCAAUCAACAGAAAGAGCUCCAGCAAGCCGUGGCGAUGGCCAAGUCAGACAACGAGAAUGCUCAUGCUAGGAUCGAGGAGCAAGAACGCAACUUCAACACCAAGCUAGCCGAACAGGAGAAAGACGUUACAGCUGUCCGUGAAGAGCUUGACGUAGAGAAAGCACGCGUCGCUUCUAUCACUGCAGAACUUGAGGAGGAACGGAGCCAUCUACACAGCCUCCGUGCGAAGUUUGCUGAAGGCGAGACAGGUUCCGAAGCUCUACAAAAGCGCAUCGAGGAAGAAGAAGACAAGGUUGGUCGUCUUCAAACCGAGCUGGCGGAGAAGAAUUCGCAUGCCAACAGCCUCGAUGUCGAGCUUAUGCGGGUAGAGAAGAAACUGCGCAAGCUUGAGGAGGCCGAUUCGUCCCGCCACCACCAACGUAUGCAUCGUGCAAAAGACCUCAGUCAACGUCUAUACACGCUGCAUGAGCGCCUUAUCCGUCUAGUUGAGGCACUUGGAUUUGUCAUCACCCAUGAAAACGGCGAGAUGGUCCUUCAACGAGCGUCUAGGCUUGGUAGUAGCACUAUCAUGACGGACACCAGUGCAGGACUUAGUCGAAGUAUCACCACGCCCUCGCCUACUCCUCUGAAACGCUUCUUAGAAGACGUUGGAGACCUCCACUUCCUUCAAUGGACUGAAGCUACGAGCUCAGAGGAAGAAGACCAGCGGUACCAGGAGCUUAUUGAAAAGCUCGAGCUCUUCAACACCGAAACCUUUAGCGACGCUGUUGCAAAACGGAUGCGCGACAUGGAGCAUACGGCACGAAAGUGGCAGAAAGAAGCACGAGCAUAUCGAGACAAAGCCCAUCGCUUCCAAGCCGACUCACACGACAAGAUCGCUUAUCGUUCGUUCAAGGAAGGUGACCUUGCACUAUUCUUGCCGACCCGUAACAAUGCGCAUCGACCUUGGGCUGCCUUUAAUGUUGGAGCACCGCACUUCUUCCUUCGCGAGCAAGACACGCAUCGACUGGGUGGAAAAGAGUGGCUUGUGGCGCGUAUAUCAAAAGUGGAAGAGCGUGUUGUCGACCUCUCCAAGACACUGGAUGGUGCACCUCGAGCAUCAUUAGACGGUCGUUCUAUCGCUUCGAGCAAUGCCGUUUCGUUCGAAGACGACAAUCCUUUCGAGCUAUCCGAUGGACUACGAUGGUACCUAUUGGAGGCGACAGAAGAGAAGGCGAUGGCACCUGGUACUCCAGGUAUCAAAGGUGCGGUUACCGUGAAGAGUAGUCUAGAGACCGGACAAGGCGAGAUGCAGAAAGCAAAGAAGAAGUCCUCCAUGGACCCAGCGACUCAGCUUGGAAAGUCACUCGACAGUCGCCGCAGUAGCGGAACUAGCAGAAAGAGCGCACCAUUAGUUGGCCAUCAUAACUCAACGGAAGCGCUUUCCCCAGCUGAACAUCCCAAAUCAAAUCCCAACUCCGCCACGGCAACACGGGGCGCGAGUCCAGCUGGUGCACAUGGCCCCAGCCAUCUGAGGGAGACGUUUUCGCUUCCUUCAUCCAUCGCCCAGCUUCAGACACUACGCAAGACCUCCGUGUCAGGCCCAGCCAAUCCACGAUCGGACACAUCUCCAGCCAAGACCAGAUUAGGAAGUCUAGCCGAUCUGAGGAGUCCUCUUGUUGACUCUCGCAAGUCGCCGCUCGCGAGGAAAGGAAGUAUAUGGGAUAGCUUCUUUCAGUACGAUAUUGAGUACCAGGGCAAAGCAUCGAAGAAGUAG
Messenger RNA from Alternaria atra, 4224 nucleotides. RefSeq lists its product as uncharacterized. Gene Ontology annotation, molecular function: protein kinase binding; molecular adaptor activity. Gene Ontology annotation, cellular component: extrinsic component of membrane; Atg1/ULK1 kinase complex; phagophore assembly site membrane. Gene Ontology annotation, biological process: autophagy of mitochondrion; autophagosome assembly; reticulophagy. The record is from RefSeq and is a predicted model, not a curated record. The coding region runs from base 1 to 4224 and encodes 1407 amino acids. Lineage: Eukaryota; Fungi; Ascomycota; Dothideomycetes; Pleosporales; Pleosporaceae. The transcript is spliced from 4 exons.